AAACAAACACUCCCCCUUCAUAGUAAACUAAGUUGCUCGUUUAUUACUUGUUUCAGCUUUCGUUUAAAACAUCACUUUCAGAAGGAGCAGUGUUUAAUAAAAGAUCUCAGAAAUUGCUCAUUCAAAAGAUUGAUAUAAAAUAUUAUGGUGUCGUUUGAAUCUAAAAAGAUUUAGCGCCUGAUAGUUCGUUUAAAUAACAUCCGGGACACCUCGGCUCACAAACCAAACGGACCAGUCACCGCUCUCUCGCUCGUUGUUGCAGCAGUCAGUGUAAGAAGCUCCCUCCUCUCGUAGCUGGCCGGUUGCAGUGCGAUGGAAGGGGGAGGCAGUGUGUCGUGGAUAAAAUAUGGGCCCGUUGUGUCCCUGGUUGUGGUUCUUUUAGCCCUGUGGUUCAGGCCACCCCAGCAUGCAGUGCUGGAUGACCGGCUGGACACCGUGCUGUCCUCGCUGCUCCGGGCGGAACAGAAAGUCGGGGUGAACAACGUCGCGAGACCGAGAGUGGCUGUCGGUGAGUGUGUGAGAGUGAGCGUGCUAACGUGAGCUAGCCUCACCUUUGUGCAAGACUGUAUGGGUUUAUGAACCAAUAAUUUACCCACUUUCAAACUGUAUGUUAUCCUUCAUAGCUAGCAGCGACGUUAGAAAGCUGCUCUUGAUGCACGGAGUGUUUUUGAAUUUAUUUUUAUUAUAAAUCAAUACAUAUAAGUUGAUAUCAAAGCGUAUAAAGGCUGUCAUGAAUGGAGUCGACUGAUAGUGAUGUUUCACUAUCAACCUAAACAAAACAAAGUAGGUGAAAUGAGUUUCUUUUUUGAUAAAAUUGAAUAUUUUUCGUCGUGUGGGUCGUCAGUUAGGUUAGUUCCCCCUGUUUAAUUCAAAAAGUGCAAAAUUUUCAGGACUGACAGCAGACAAGCUGAAGGGAAGAUGUAUAUUGAAGCCACAUUAGAGUCAGAGUGAAGUGUGCAGUGUGGGAUAAAACAGGGUGGUUUAAGGCAGCUGAUCAAAAAUGAUCCACACAGAAACCAGAUCUUAGUCUAGUCAGCGUUUUGUGUCACCACCUGGAACAGUUUGUUCUGAGCUAAGAACCACAGAAACCCUCCACCAACCAACAAGACCCACCAGAGACUCAGCUGACCAUCAUGUCUCUGCAGUUGGUGUUGGGGAAGUUUUUCUGGAUUUACAGGCUGCAUGUCCCUCCACAGUGAAAGAGGUUAAACCAGAGCAAAGCUGUAAGUCACUCUACUGUGACUGCUGGACAUUUAAUACAAAACCAGACAGAAACUCGCCUCAGAGACACUGGUGGGGGAGAGAGAGCGCUCUAGGUCCCUCCACCCAGUAUGACUACUCAGGCAGCCAGGUCAUGUUUUACAUAGCAAGCAACUAUUUCUCUUAACAUUUGUAAUUAAAAGAAACAAUCAAUAAGUAUAACUAAUGGAUCUUUUGGGAAUGCUUCCGGUGGUCAUUGUGAAAUCUAAAGAGAUGGGAUGGCCAAAUGAGGUUCAGCUAUGGAGAAGAAAAAGUUAGAAAUAUAUUUUCUUUUUAACAGUUUUCAAUUGACCACAUCAAAAUAGGAUACAGUCAUUUUUCUACAAUAUUAAUCUCAAAAUAUCAAAAAGCUUUUGUGCUCUGUAGUUAAUCUACUUGCUUAACUGGGCGUUGAUCGCCACUCUCCAACAAAUGGAUGCCUUCUGCUCUGUUUUAAAUUGUAUUAAUUGAAGCUGUAUUUAAUGAGGAAGUCCCAUUGAGAUUAAAAAUCUCUUUCUCAGGAGAGACCUGAACUGGUGAUGAGGAACUGUGCAGAAAGAGCGCAGGGGCGUGCCAGUAUUUGCAAAACAAAUGUGGGUUUACUAACCAGAUUAAAUGAUAAAGCCUCAGCUCUUAUUUUGAAGGGGUACCAAAUAAUCCACACAAGUUUUACAUAUUCAAAGUUUUCACAUCUAAAAGCUUUUUAAGGUGGAAUACCUCACCUGAAGACCACAGAUGACUUUACUUACUCUUCUGAACCUAAUCAUCUGCAUGACUGCGCUGUGUCUUGUCCGUAAUAAUCUUAUCCUUAAAUCUUUAAAUACUUUGAACCACAGUACAAACACAAAACCGAGGAGCUCACCAUAUCUGUCCAACCUUUAACCACGUCAACAACAGACCCCGCCACGCAGUCAAACCUGUUUCUAGAUAAUUACCCUGAACUAGGUGAAGUCACAUCACUCAUACAAUAUGACAUAUACUGUAGAUUGUACUUAUCUUUAUGUUCUGACAUGGAGUGCCCAAGAUAUUUCCUACCCUUUUUUUACACUAAUACCUUAAAGAAACCAGAUAUGUGCAGGAAAAAGCAGCUGCAAGCACAGAUGCUUGAAACCAACAUUUUACUCUAGGUUAAUUAUUCAAAAUCAAUAGAAAUGUAAUUUUCCAAAAAUGGCCAAAUUUGAGGCUAACAGGUUUUCUAGUCUGUCUGCUGCUGCUCCUCAGCGUGUUGGUCCUUGUUCAAACUCGUCAGAAAAUCUUUGUAGCCAAAGGGCAUGUGUUGAUGUUCGAUCCGGCAGCUGAAACUGUAAAUGAUCAUUUGACAAACCGCUGAGGAGGACAAAUGCCAAAGCAGCUGCAUGUGUGUGGAUUUCUCUGCUCAGUUUACUGAUGCCUGACCGCUGGCAUUACAUUUCCUUCGGCCCUGUUUGCACGAUUCAGUUUGACUCUUGAGUCUGAAGAAAAAUGAUUGAUACACAAUAUUCUCCUCCAUAUGCCAUCUGUUUUUUCAUCUCAUCUUUAAUUAAUUGAUUUUUAAAUGAUUUAUGAUGUUGUGUCAGUGUAAUUCGUAUUUAUUGGGCAGACUAAGUAACCUGUUGGGAAAACCAAAAUUAGUUUUUGUGGUCGGAUGUGAAAGAAAAUGAUGCGAGCAUGAGAGUAGUAGAGUGUCACAAUACAACACAGUCUCAAAGCUCCUUCACCCUCAGGUUUUGGAGGUUGUGUGGACCUGCUCGUGGACGGAGUAUCGCUGCUUAACAAGAUUGGCCUCCCCCCUACAGACCAGCCGCUUCAUCAUAACUACAUAGAAAAUGCAGAGCAACUGGCCCAGAGCUUUGCCUACUUCUUUGCACCAGGAGCAGCUGCAGAGUAAGUACCUAGUGUUUGUUUGUACAGUUUAAUCCAAACAUCGUGUUGAAUCUAAGAAAAUGACUCCUAAAUUCACUGCAUGAUGACAUUACUUAAGUGCAAAUAUUAGUUUUCUCCAUGUACUCCUUGACUGGUUUGCUGAGUUUCAUGUUUGAAUUGAAGGUGUACCUGGAAAAAGAAAAAGAGGAAACGUGACGUAGAUCCACAGUUUAUGAGGCUUGAGCUCAGCUGAGGACAAAUUUAAGAGUUUCUUUGUUGGACCCCUCAGGCUACUGAACUCCUGACUUGUUCUUUUCAUCUCACACGCACACUCAAAUUCCACCAGGGUUGUGUAGGAAAGUAUUCACAACAGAAAUCUCAAACACAAUCUGUCUUCAGGCCACAGAUAAAGUUCAUGAGUACAAGAGAUUAAUACAAUUAAGAGUUUGAUUAAAUCUUCACAUUUUUGUUGGCUUUUCCAUCAGGUUACUUUUCUUUUUGAGAGCUUACACUUAAAGGCAACAGGCUUUCAUCGUGAGCAAAAAGGACAAGAAAAUUCAUUAAAUGAAAAUUACAGUUUAUCUCAAAAUCUCAAUUUGUUCCAGAAUUCGAGUAUUUCUAGGUCAGAAUAUGGGGUUACUUCAAAUUAAGAUCAGAUUUCACAAGAUGUUUUUUUGUUUUGCACAGUUUGCAGUUUUUCACUUGCUAUUCUCUCAGCUCACUGUCAGGGACACUGUUUCAAGUUUUACCACAUGAUUACAUAACACACAUGAUAAUAACACACUUGGAGUUUCCAGGCAGACACUGAGUGAGACACUGAUGUGUUUGAGGUGUUGAGAGGGAGCCAGAGUCAGGGUAAUCUCACUAAAUAAUACAGAAGCCGUUUCUACAUGACUGAUGCAACAGAUCUGCUGUAGCCUCCAUUGUCAUGCACACAGGAACGUUUCAGACCUGAAGUUUGUGAUUGUUGAUAUAUUUCUCUGGAUAUCUCAGGUUGAAAAAUGAGUUUCAUCACAAGACCCUUUUGUGGAGUUACCAGGCAUCGUAGAAAAACUAAUGAUGUUACAUUAAAAAUUACCCCUUGACUUUUAGACAAACUUCUCUAUUCUUAAUUCUCAUCUUCUUCUUUUUCUGGUAUAAUUUCUACAGCACACUUGAACCACAAUGACAGUGUCAAAGGGCUUUAACAUAGCACUGAACUCAAGUACUUGACGAUGAGACACAGAGGGAAGGUUGCUGCCCUACACUCCUUGUCAUUUAGUUUCAGUUGUGUUUCACUGUAUUUGUUUCUGUCUUGCAGGCGUUUCGUGCUGAAUGAGACUCUCUUCAGUGAGCUGGUUGAAGCGUCCCGUGACCUUCCUGGAAACAGAUGGUCAGUAGGCGGCAAUGCCCCGGUAAUGGCUGGUCGCAUGGCAACAGAGGGGUGUGAUGUGUUGCUUGGGGGAAGUUUCAGCCCGGAUUUUACUGAUGUGUUGUCCCAGCACAUUACAGGUACACACAGAAAUACUCACUGCUGGUACGCUCUAAAUGCCAUCUUUAUUUUACAUUAUUCAAACUCGGUUUUCUUUAUGUUGCUUUGCAUCUGGUUGUCUCUUCAGUGGCGGGUAACGCAGUAGAGGAGCCGGACAUUCAUCUGAUCCUGGAGUAUCCCUCUGGUGCCAGAUGGGGACCCUUUACCUCAAGAAGAGCCAACAGGUCAGUGUUGGCUCAGCAUUUGGUGAAUAAACAGUAUAAUUGGAGUCUUGAGGCGUUGCAGACAGUAAGAUGUUGAUGUGGGUGCUUUUAACUUUGAUUAGUGUCGUGAUUAACACUUUGCAAACCAUCAGCAGUGAUUAAAUCUGUUUGGCUGAAAUUGGAUCAUUAUGGAUGAAUCUUUCUUUGUCUUAAUUUCUUAUCCAGGUCUAAUCUAAUCAACAUUUGUUUGUUAAGUACAUCAGUACAGAAAAAAAAUGAACCAGACACGCUCACUGUACUGAAUUUUAUUAAGGCCUCAGGUGGCAGGCGAGGAGCUGACGCAUCACUGCAAAUCAUCACAACACUAAUUCAAUACAAAAAAAUUAGAUUACUUUAAUUUUGAUUCUGUUUCCUGUAUGAAAAUAACCCAAAGUGAGAACUGUGAGAGGGCUUCUUUCAGUGAAGUUUGAAUUUCUCUGUGCUCUUCAGAUACAUCGUCCACAGUGAUGACCAUAACCCAUACCUGGCUUCCAUGGAGGAGUUUGCAGGGAAACUGCAAGGCUUUAACCCAGAUCUGUUAGUGGUGGGGGGGCUGCAGAUGAUGGAUAACUUUCCUUUCCAGACGGGUAAGAAAAGACAGACCCUCUAUUUAUCUAUAAAUCAACACAACCAGUCGUAAAGAUUUAAAUGAUUUUGAUCUGAAUUGAAUGACACUGCAGUUUGAUAGAGUUUCUAAAAUCCACAGUUUUAAGAGAAAGUUACGGUUAAUGCUUAAGGACUUAGUAUUUUCAGAGUUUGAUGCACAUACACAAAUGUAAUGAGGUCAAUAAUCACAAUUUACAUUCACAAUCAGAUUACUAGACUGUUGCAUUAUCUGUUUCUUAGUUAAUCUUCCUUAUAUUUUGUACUCCCAUUAAACUUAAUGGGGGUAGUGUUUAAGCUUUUCUCCUAACACCUCCUCCUGUCAUGAUUUCAGGUGAGCGUGACGCUCUCCUCUCCCGCUUGGCAGAACUCCUGUCCGCUUCAUCUCCAAGGCUUGGGGUUCAUUUUGAGAUGGCCAGUUUUGUAGAGGAGAGUAUAAUGCAAGACUUGCUUCACUACAUCAUUCCUCGGGUAUGUAUGACUGAACAACAUAGUUUGUAUGCACAUCAAAUCACUGGAUCUAGUUAAGCACAAGAGUUUUCCAGGAUGUCCUCAUAAAAGGGACAUGGUGUUUGACAAAUCCAGCAUGGUCAUUUAAAGAAAGAUUUGCUUGAAUCUUUUGAACACAUUUGCAAAUAAAACAGUUUGAGUCCUCAUUUGUAUGCAAAGAUACGAGAGUGCGUUUAAUACCUGAUGUUUUAUAUAUAUCUUUAUUUUUUGAGACACACAGUUCAGAAAAAUGCACAUCCAGAGUCUAACCUCUUGUCUUGGUUCUUCUUUGUAGUCGGACUCUUUAGGGAUGAAUGAACAGGAGCUUCCAAACCUGCUCAGUCUACUAAAAGGCUCCAACAUCACAGUGUUGUCAGACCCAAACCCUCGUGUAGCCACCGUCCUCGACCAGAUGAGGGAGGUGUAUCGCAUUCUGAACCAGCGCCACAGAGACAGCAGGGAAGAAACCAACAGCAGUGAGGGUAAACCACUGACCCGGCUCCACGUCCACACACUGGCUUUCCAGGCCAUGAUUGUGACACAUGGCUCCCAGUGGAAGAACACCAUGUCAGCCACAGCCAAAGCCUCUCUCACAGCUAACCGUCAUGUCUGCGGCUCGAAUGACAUCGACCCCAGCAAGGCCAGGCUCAUCAUGGACGACUCUUUCUCUGUGAGCAGACAGGAAGGCAGUCAGCGUAUCCCUCUACAGGAGAGCCGGCCUGUCAGCUGCUGGGAUGAGGAGGACUAUGAGAUCUGUGUCGCCCCAGUGCUGGUGUGCACAGAGGUUUUUCAGACUGCAGGUGGAGGGGACAACAUCUCCGCUGCAGGUUUAGUGCUGCAGAUUUAAAGAAGGGCACUGAAUGAUCUGUCUGUUUGUAGUGCUGACCUGGCGUUAGCAUAAUAUGUGACUCUGGAAACUUGAUCUACCUAUCAUGCAAAGUUCCCUGUGUAUUGAGGGUGAUGCCAUCCCCCUCACAGCUCAGGCGGCCCAGGUGAACAGUGAUUAAAUCUGUUUUCACUCUCAGGAAUCAGGUGAUUGAUUACAGUGGCUUUAAAUCAGGUCAAACCUCCAUAUGUUAAAGAUAUGGGCUCAGUUCUACAGAAUACGAUAUAUCUACACUGUCUGUGCCUUUGUGCUUCAACCUUUUUAUAUUCAGUCUAACUUAUUUUGCCCUGCUGUGUCUUGCUUCAGUUGGGGCAAGACCCCAAACAUCUUUGCCCAGUCACUGUAGCCCAUCACCUGACUCUUGUUUUCCUCCUCUUUUUUCCUUAAAGGCCUUAUCCUUCAGCCAGAGAGAGAUAACGAGGGAUGACAUUUGCAUCAAGUCAUGUAAACAGAAGGUCGUUGUUUCACGUCGACAAAGGGAGGCUUGUAGCUCAGUCUUACAUGAAUUGUGUCUCGAGACUUUACAUACAUACAGCCUUGCUCUGGUGACAUAGCAAGUGUAAUAUUUUCAUGUUAGAAGCUAGCAAAGCUGCACAACUUCUGCUGUAUGAGAGACUGUCUUUAUUUUAUCCUGUGACUUCACUAUGCAGCAAAGCGAGGUUUAAUUACUGAAACUGCUGAGGCUUUGUUUAAAGACUGAAAUUAUCCUGCCUUUACCCUCUUUGAUCUCAUUGAAAAAGGUAAAAACAGUGAGCUGAUCACAUCCAUUUUUCCUAAUAUAUGUGAAAAAAAAAGGUUUGGUUGUGUUGGUUUGAGACGGUCAUUCCUCUGUGUGUCAACACAGAAUGCAACAACAAUGUUCAGAAAUUAUCGUUGGUAGCUGGAUAUGAUGUCAGAAAUCUCUUCUCUACCUCCAUCCUCCCUUUGUUCUUGUUACUGUUGUCCCCCACCCCAUGACUUGUUCAGACUUUCUGUCGAGAGCCAUAUUUUCUUGCCUCCUUCUCCUUUUGUUCAUUUAUUGCUCUGUAAGGACCAAACAUGCAGACUGCUGCUGGUAACGCUGAUGCAGAGGAGCUGUUCCUGGCGUUGGGACACAAUUGAAUCUCUGUUGAUUUUUUUGAAGAAAUAACUACAUGAAGCUGCAGAUUUGAUAUUUCAGAGUUACUCUCCAUGAAUCCCUCUUUACCUGUGGAGCAGUGGACCACACAAAGGUGUCCCCAAUCCCUUUCAGUUCCACACUUAUGUUUUCUUUCAACUACCACUCCGGCUUUCUUUCUUGUUGAAUAAUAUAACUGGGAUCAUCUGUCAUCCACUAUUUUCAGGGUUGAAAUCACUUUUUUUAAAUGUAAUUUUACAUUUUCUGGAUUUUAACAAACAUUCCAUCACAGACCUGUUUUUGGUGAUAUCUUUCUGUAAGAAUGAAGUCAGUUUGACCACUGCAUAUCAGGGGAAUUGUUGAUUUUGUGUUGUUUCCACCUUUUGUUAGUUAUGUGAAGCUGAAUGUUAAAGCCCAGUUCACUGAGGAACAUAUGUAUUUAUGUUACAAUGCAUUUGAUAUUGUGUUUAGAGACUGAAACACCUAAGGGUAAAGGAAUCCCUUGAUUUCUUUUCUCUCUGUAUUGAUUUUCUGUUGUUCAAUUAUGCUGAAGGUAAAUGGGCCUUACUCUGUUCUGACUCUAGGUUUUUAGCGGUAAGGGAAUGUUUAAUACAGACUUUUUCUAUAACUGUAAGCUUAUCUUGUAUUUUCUGAUGCCUUUGUCUUACGCAGUGAUUGGAACAGUUUUAUGGGUGAUUAUUUUACUGUGAAAUGAAAAACUCCAGCAUGCAUUCAUGUUCUGCUUGUGCUUGCUGUCAUAUCAUGUACAUACCUCUAGGUGAAUCAUGACGUUCAUGUCCCGAAGCUGUGUGUAACUGUUUCAUGCAUGUUGAUUGAUGCAAAACUUCAUAAGAUAAAACGCUAUGCUGAUCAGGCAAUCA
Messenger RNA from Xyrichtys novacula (pearly razorfish), 8749 nucleotides. NCBI's taxonomy places the organism in Eukaryota, Metazoa, Chordata, Actinopteri, Labriformes, Labridae. The record is from the annotation of a GenBank genome assembly.